AUGAUCCGGCGCGCCCUCGCCAUCCACACCCCCAUCCCAAAACCAAUGACAACACGACGAGCAAAAGCCGAAACCGCCAAUCCCCUCAUAAGCGGCAACAUCAGACCAACCUUCCAAGCCUUCAGCCAAGACGCCGCAGCCCCAAACUUCCACAGCCGCAUCCUCCCCGCCAUAAAACACGACCACCUCGAACUCGAAGCCCACAGCCGCAAACUUCUCAUCUCAACAGACCCAGACGAGCAAACCCGCUUCCAAAACCAAUUCACCUGGGAGCUAGCCCGCCACCUCGUCGGCGAGGAACUCGUCGUCUACCCGGCGCUGAUCGACUCCCUCCCAGACGGCCAAGGCAUCGUCGAUAAAAACAGACUCGAGCAUCAUGGCGUCAAGCACCAGCUGAAAGCGUUCCAGGAUAUUUCGUCUACGGACCCGCGCUUCGUGCCGACGCUGCAGGGCCUUAUGCGCGAUUUCGGUAUUCAUGCGAGACAUGAGGAGGAUGUGGAUCUGCCUAGGCUUGAGGAGUUGCUGAGUAAAGAGGAGAGUGUUGGGUUGACGAAGUCGCUGGAUCGGAUUAAGAUGUUUGUUCCGUCGAGGGCGCAUCCGAUGGCGCCUACGGAGCCGUUCUUCGAGAGUGCUGCUGCCCUUCUGGCGGCGCCGGUGGAUUUGUUGGCAGAUUUGUUUAGGAAGUGGCCUGAUGGGAAGUAG
Molecule: messenger RNA, 702 nt
Organism: Penicillium roqueforti
Lineage: Eukaryota; Fungi; Ascomycota; Eurotiomycetes; Eurotiales; Aspergillaceae
Product: HHE domain protein
Exons: 1
Coding region: 1-702 (233 amino acids)
Source: RefSeq, a predicted model, not a curated record